This is a messenger RNA of Closterium sp. Naga37s-1, 1449 nucleotides long. NCBI's taxonomy places the organism in Eukaryota, Viridiplantae, Streptophyta, Zygnematophyceae, Desmidiales, Closteriaceae. The record is from the annotation of a GenBank genome assembly.
AUGAUGGACAUUGAGGCAAUGUUACAGCGCCUCAAUCCAAAUGCGGAGGAGUAUGUCCCAUCGACAGUGCAGCACAGGCCGACUGCUAUUGUUCGGACUAUUCCAUCCAGAUACGCUUCUUUUAAGAGGAAUUCCAUGCAGAAGCCGCAGAAAGUUCCUGCUUGUGCCGAACGUUGGCGACGACAGCCGAGAACGUUACAGAAGAACAACUUGCUACACUUUUCUUGUCCUGCGGUCAGGUCAUUGAUUGUCGAAUCUAGCCAGGGCGAGAAGGAAAUGUGUGCUCGCACUAUCUACUGUACAAACAUUGAUAAGAAGGUUGCUCAUUCUGAUGUGAAGCUGUUCUUUGAGUCACUCUGUGGAGAGGUUUCACGUCUUCGGUUGCUUGGAGACUCCCAGCACUCCACUAGGAUUGCCUUUGUGGAGUUCGUGAUCGUAAGUCCUGGCCCGGCAACUCCCCACCCUCGAGUCCUUGCCGCCGCUUCCCUGCCUCUCGUCGGCCACAUGCAUCCGGAGUUCCUCACCGUAAUGGACGAGGUGAAGACGUGGCUGCAAUACACCUUCCAGACGCAGAACCCGUUCACAAUCGCCGUCAGCGGCUCCGGCCACGCCGCCAUGGAGGCUGCUGUCGCCUCUGUGGUGGAGCCUGGCGAUGUGGUGUUGGUGGGGGUGAAUGGCAUCUGGGGCGAGCGCAUGAUGAUCCUGGCAGCGAGGUACGGCGCUGACGUCCGGAAGAUGGAGGCAGAACCGGGGAAGGUGUUUUCCGCUGCUGACGUGGAGAAGGCUCUGGCGGAUAACCCAGGCGUGAAGGUGGUGUUUGUGGUGCACGGCGAGUCCAGCACGGGAACGCUGCAGCCUCUGGAAGGACUGGGGGAGCUCUGUCAUAAGAACGGCGCACUUCUAUUCGUGGAUGCAGUGUGCACGCUUGGAGGGAUCCCUCUGCACGUGGACGCAUGGGGCGUGGACGCCAUUUACAGCGGCUCCCAGAAGUGCUUGUCUGCGCCUGUUGCCCCGUCACCCCUCUCUCUCAGCGAGAGAGCCCGUGCAAAGCUCGCCAACCGCUCCACGCCUGUCCAGUCCUACUACUUCGAUAUGAACCUGGUUGGGGAGUAUUGGGGAGUGGAUGGCCAACCCCGCAAGUACCAUCACACAGGCCUGGUGACAAAUGUUAACGCCAUGAGGGAAGCACUUGCCAUGCUGGCCGAGGAGGGUCUGGAGAAUGUGUGGCAGCGCCAUCGCAGCCAGGCCGAGCUGCUGUGGGCGGGGCUGCAGGAGCUGGGACUGGAUCUAUUUGUGGAGGACCACGACUCUCGCCUGCCCACCGUGACAACAGUGAAGGUGCCUGAAGGCGUGGAGUGGACUAAAGUCACAGGCCAUCUGAUGUCAAAGUUCAACUUGGAAAUAGCUGGAGGACUUGGUCCUACAGUUGGCAAGGUAUGUUGUGCAUGA